Messenger RNA from Pipistrellus nathusii (Nathusius's pipistrelle), 7344 nucleotides. Lineage: Eukaryota; Metazoa; Chordata; Mammalia; Chiroptera; Vespertilionidae. The record is from the annotation of a GenBank genome assembly.
AUGUUCCGCCGGGCACGCCUUAGCGUGAAGCCGAAUGUCAGGCCUGGUGUGGGCGCCAGGAGCUCUGCCGCCGCCAAUCCCCAGCGGGGACGGGAGGCUCCCCGGCCGCCGGAGCCGGCAGCGGCCGGUGACCCGAAGCCAGCGGAGAUCACAGAUGUGCCCCCGGCGGAUUCCGGGCGAGCAAAGCCGCCGGAAGAGGCUCCCCGGAGCAGUAAUGAAAAGACUGAUGGUAAGAAUGAUGUUGAAGAAUCCAGUAAAUCUUCCUCUACUGUUUCACAGAGAAGAAAGCGAAUAUCAAGUACUCCUACUCUGGUUAAGCCUAGUGUCAAUGUUCCUUCAGUGCCUCAUCCCUUAUCUACAGUUAAUCAAGAAGAUCCACAGCCACACCCAAAACCAACAAAAGAGAAACAGCCUUACUCUGACAGAUACCGAAUAUAUAAAGCCCAGAAACUGAGAGAAAUGUUAAAAGAAGAAUUAAGAAAAGAGAAGAAACAGUGGAAAAACAAAUAUGCCAUAAAUGAAAGUCAGAGACCACCAGAUCGUUCAAAAAUGACUAUGAGAGACUUCAUAUAUUACCUGCCAGAUAGCAAUCCAAUGACUUCCUCACUGGAGCAAGAAAAGAAAACUGAAAAGUCAUUGACACCUGUUCAGACAAGAGAGCAAGAAGAUAAGAGUACUCCUGAUGUUGAAGAUAAUGAAGAACUGGAAGAAGAAAUAGAUGAUGGCCCAUUGCUGGUUCCCCGAGUAAAAGUGGCAGAAGAUGGUUCUAUAAUUUUGGAUGAAGAAAGUUUAACUGUAGAAGUUUUAAGGACCAAAGGCCCCUGUGUUGUUGAGGAAAAUGACCCCAUAUUUGAGCGUGGUUCUACAACUACGUAUUCCAGCUUUAGGAAAAAUUAUUAUUCUAAACCAUGGUCCAAUAAAGAAACAGAUAUGUUUUUUUUAGCCAUCAGCAUGGUAGGAACUGACUUUUCUAUGAUUGGACAACUUUUUCCUCACAGAGAAAGGAUAGAAAUUAAGAAUAAAUUUAAACGUGAAGAGAAAACAAAUGGAUGGAGAAUAGACAAAGCAUUCCAGGAAAAGCGCCCUUUUGACUUCGAUUUUUUUGCUCAUUUGCUUCAGAAAGUUCUUGAUGAAGAAGAGAAAAGAAAACAAAAGUCCCUUAAAAAUCAGAAUUUAAGGGAGAAGAAAUCCUCUAAACCACGGAAAAAUGUAAAAGUGAAAAAAGUUACCAGUGAAGGAGUGACUGACAAUCCAGAUGAGUCUAUGAGUGCUAAAAUUUCAGAUACAGAAGAUUCUCAAAAGGAUGCUCAGACAGUUCAAGAAGAACUGCAGCCUCUGACUUUAUCAGGACAGGAUUCAGAACAGAUUGCAUUAGAACCAGACCUAAAUCUAGAAAAAAGAAGGAAAAAUCAAGAUGAAGUUGGUACACAAGAAGUAAAAAAUCUUUCAGGAAAUGCCACUGUUCAGCCAGGUCCUUCUAAAGGAGAAAAACAGAAAAGUAAAUGUCCAUUUUUAAGGCCUGAGGAAAAUGAAGAUGAAGGCAAUAAGGAACAGAAGCUUUCCUGUGUACAAACCAUUGAUGAAGUUGAGGAUUUAUCCUCCAGGGACAAAGUUGUGAAUAAAACUGACCCUGUUCUUUCAUUAAGUCAACAAGAUGCUACAUCAGUAGCAACUGAGGCUUCAGAAUCAAUCACUUCAGAUUUGCAUUCAUCAGAAGUUGGAAUUAGAGUGUUAUGUGAGGUGAAUAAUGCUGAAAGUAGUUGUACAGAAGAAAGAAAUGUUGAACUAAAAAAUAUAUCACUGGAAGCUGAUCAAACAGAAAAUGUUAAACCUAUGGUAAGAGGACGAUUCCAGAGACCUAAACCCAAUUUAUCAAGGGCUGUAGGGAAGAAAUCCAUUCUUUCACAAGGUAAAACAGAUGCCAAGAGCAAGAAUUUACAUCCGGAAGCUUCAGAUGAAAAGACCCACAUGGAAAAAGAUAAAAUGAAUUCAUUUGACAUUUCUGGAAUGGAGAAUACAGAGAAAGAAAACGCCGAAGCCGAUACUGUAUCUAAUUUGAGUGAAAAAAUGAAUCUACAGGAAGAUAAUCAACCAAAGGCUUUCAGACCUGCACGACUGAGGGGCCGAUUACAGAGGCCAAAGCCAAAUGUAGUUAAAGCUGCUGAAAGAAAAGAAAUCCUUGCAUCAAAGGAAGAAAUUGGGGCCAAUGUAGAAAAGAAUGAAAAUGAAUCCUGUGUUGAUAUAAAUACUCCUGAACAAAUAGAAGAUCAGUCAUGUGAUUUCACCUCACAAUCUGGAAAAAAAGAUACUUCUUUUCAAAAUGUGCAACCAGAUGAGCCCAAGUCUCUUAAUGAAUGUUCAAGUAUUCAAGAGGAUAAUGAAGCAAAUAUACUCAAACAGGUUCCAGUUCUAAAGAAUCGAUUUCAGAAACCAAAGCCAAAUAUAGGAAGAAGAACUGGAAGAAGAGACAUUUCCUCAAAGGAAGAGUUACCAGAGGAGAUUGUUGUUUCUGGGAAAAAGACAGCAGCAAGAUUAGAAAUCUCAUCAAAGGAGAAGGUACCAGUGGAGGCUAGCACUACAAAGGAAAUUGAAUCAAAGUUAAAAGAAACUGGGAGAAGAGACAUCUCUCUCAGGGAGAAGAAACCAGAAAUAAUUGACUUCACCAUGGAAACGGUGACAGAUUUGAAAGAAACUGGAAGAGAGAUUUCUCCAAGGGAGAAAAUUCUAGAGGUAACUGGUGCCAUUGAGGAAAGAGAGAUGGAUUUUGAAGAAACAGAGGAAAGAGAAAUAUCCACACAGGAAAAGGCCCCAGAGGUCAACACUGUAGGGGAAGUGGAGGCAGGGAUGAAAGAAUCUGGAAUGGAGAUUUCUCCGAGGGAAGAGAUACCAGAGGUGACUAUGACUAAUGCCACUGAGAAAAGAGAGACGGAUUUGGAAGAAACUGAGAGAAGAGAAAUAUCCACACAGGAAAAGGCCCCAGGGGUCAACAUUGUAGGGGAAGUGAGGACAGAUUUGAAUGAAACUGGAAUGGAGAUUUCUCCAAGGGAGAAAAUUCUAGAGGUGAGUGGUGCCAUUGAGGAAAGAGAGACAGAUUUGGAAGAAACAGAGAAAAGAGAAAUAUCCACACAGGAAAAGGCCCCAGAGGUCAACACUGUAGGGGAAGAGAAGGCAGUGAUGAAAGAACCUGGAAGGGAGAUUUCUCCAAGGGAAGAGAGACCAGAGGUGACUAUGACUAAUGCCACUGAGGAAAGAGAGAUGGAUUUGGAAGAAACCAGGAGAAGAGAAAUAUCCACACAGGAAAAGACCCCAGAGGACAGAGUUACAGGAGAAAUAGAGGCAGAUUUGAAAGAAAUUGGAAAAGAAACUUUCUCAAGAGAAAAGAUCAGUGCUGUAGAAGAAAUGGUGGCAGGUUUGGAAAAAACUGAAAAAAUAGAUAUUUCUCUAAGGGAAAACGAACCAGAGGAGACUGGGACCUCACUACAAACUGAGACAGAUUUAAUGCAGAGCAGAAGUGUUGAUUGCAGUGCUGUGCCUUCACUAAAUAUCAAAAAUAUUAGCAAUGAAGUCCUAUCUGUGGUGCAUACACCUGUAGAGGAAAAGGGAAAUACUGAAAAGGAAGUGUCCAGCCAGUUGAAUCAUUGGAAGACUUCUUUGAAGACUUCUGAACUUGAUAAAACAGAAGGCCAGGGGACACCAUCUGCAGAUGUUCCAGAGCAAUUUUCAGAUAUUAACUUAAGCAAAUCUCUUCCUCAAGAACAGAAGCCAUUUAAGCCAGCACCUUUUAUGAGAAGUCGAUUCAAAAGACCAAAACCAAACUUAUCAAGAGCAACUUUAAAAAGAGAAACUAUGGAAGCAGAAAAACAUGUACCUGGGAAGAAAUUGGAAAUGGAUAAAAUAGAGACUAUUAUGAUACAACAGGAUGGUGAACAAAUGAACACUCUCCCUUCUCAAUCUGAUGUGUCUUCUCUGAUGACAUCAAAAGAAAAAGACAAAUCAGAUCAUAGGCAGGAGGAGGCUGGGAUGUUACCAUGUGAACUGACAGAAAAGAACCUUUCACCUUCAAGUUUUUGUGAAUCUAAAGAGGCCUCUCAGUCUACACAAGUCCAGGAAAAGGAAUUACCUGUUUCUAUUGGGAAUCAUAAUAAUAUAAACACUUUUCAACAAGAAAUGAAGGAAAGUAUUAUCCAUACUACUCGACCAGUUAGGGGCCGCCUUCAGAGACCAAGACCAAACAUAAAAAAGGCUGGACAUAGGCAAAUGGAAGAAAAAGGUGAAGCCAAAGGCAUAGUUGAAAAAGAAAGGACAAAAUUACAAAAAGAUGAAACUGAAAAGAAAUUACUGAAUGUGCCAAAUUAUCAAAUUGGAACUGAAAUUGAAAAUAUAUCCUCUAAAGUUUCUGAAGGAAGAAUGUAUGAAAAUCAGAGUCACGUGACUCUUCUAGAAAACCUUCAUAUUAACAAAAUUGAUGUUUUAGAUAAAAAGAUGAGUCCAGCACAAUUGAUAAGAAGGCAGUUCCAAAACCCUGAGCCAAAUUUGGGAAGAGCACAUGAUAAGAAAGAGGAAAGAGUUAUAGAAAAAGACAGAGCAGAUCCGGGUAAGGCCUGGAGGCCAGAAGAUAAUUUGCUGCAGCAAGGAGAUUCUGACAUCCAGCUCCUUCAAAAGGAAAAAGCUGAACUUCUAACAUCUCUGGAGGUUUCAGCAAGAAAAGAUUGUAUAGGUUCUGAAGAGGCUGGUUUGGCCCAGAAAGAACUUCAAUCAGAAGUUGGACCAUCGGGAAGUAUGGGACAGAAAACUGAAGGGGAUAGUUCUGUGUCUCCAGUUGUUGAAGAGCAGCAUCUCAGUAAAUUAGCAAGCCAUUCACAACUAUUAAAAGAAUCAAAUUACUCUAAAAUUGCUCUCAAUCAAAGAACAGCUAUCUCUUCUGCCGUCGGAUAUGAGAUGGAUCAUACUGAAAGGAGAACGCAUCGAAAGAUCAAACCAACUGUCAACAAAGGGCGUGGAUCAAAACGAAUUCGGAGUAAGACUUCUAAGAAGGAACCUAGAGCUCCCAAGGCCAUGCUGGUGACUCUUAGGGCUUCCCAGGAAGAGGAUGAAGAUGAUGGUGAGGAUUUUGAAUCUGUCUAUGAAGAAGAAAGCUAUCAUCUUGCUCCAGAAGAAAUAAACAAAGCUCCAGUGUUUGUACCUGUUGGUCUCAGAUCUCCUGAACCUGUUUCUACUCAUAUUGAGGAAACAAUGGAAGAGCUUGAAAUAACCGUGAAUGUCCCAGAUAUCGGAUUCAUAACUGUUGAUGAACAUCAGCUCUCAAACACAGAUGUGACCACACAGGAAAUGAAACAAGAAGAAAAUUUGAAUGUAUUGUCAGUUGAAAUGACCACAGGUGAACAUAGCCAAGAUGAAACAGAUACCAACGAUGGAAGCACUGAAGCUGCCAUUACUUUACUUACAAUGGGAGAUCUAGUGUUGCAGUCAGAGAUCUGUACAGAGCAGAGUGAUGGAAUAUGUGUACUUCCUGGUGUUCAUUCAAAGGAUAAAAGCCAUAUUCCUUUUAACCCAGAUAAUGUCAGUGACAAAAUUGUUUCUGAAUAUCAGGAGCUUUCUUCACCUGUCAGUAGUAUACCUCUUUCAUCAUUAGAAGAAAACAAGAUUGGAUUGGAGGAACAAAGUACUAAAGAAGAAAUUGGUUUACUGGAGAAAGUGAAGGAAAAUGCUAGAUCAACCAGGAAUACAACUUCUGAGGUGACCAAUAAUUUGAGAAUGAGAAGGAGAUUUGCCAAGCCUAAGCCAAAUCUUAAGAUUUUAAGGACCAACAGAUUUGGUGCUCAUCAGGAAGUUCCCAAUUUGCUUGUAACCAAAGGAGAAGUGGAAAUUCAAAGAGAAACAGAGAAAAACGCUCCUAAAGCAACAGGAUUAGAAGAUAAAAACCUUGAAUCAGAAACAAUAGCAGAGAAUAAGGAGCAGAGCAGAUUGGCACAUGACCAUGCAAUUGAAGAGACCAGUAUUUUGCAGGAAGCAAGCCUAAAGGAAAGAAAGGAAGACCAAGCACAGGGAUCUCAAGAAAUUCAGAUAUUGUCAUUUGCUCCAGUUGUUUCCUCUGAGACAAGCUCCCACACACUUGGUUUGGGUCAGGGUCUUAGUGAGAGUUCUGUUGGAGAGCCCCUGGCAAAGGACUCGAGUGGAGACAAUGUGCUUACAUCUUAUGUGCCUGAGUGUAUACCAACUAGUAUUCCAGAAGUUCAACAAGAGAAUGUAAGCAAUCGUCAGGAUUUAGCAGUGAAUCUAGUUGGUAACAUACAUCAUGAUGCUGAGGAAGAGCAAGCAUUCAUUUUAACUCUGGUGGAAAUUCCAACCAAUGCAGUAGAAGAAUUUACUGAUAACGCUACACAGUUAAACCCUUUACUGCCAGCGCCUAUAUUGGUCAAGUCUGUGACUACAGAAGAAAAGGGUGACAUGAGUAUGAAUUUUCCAAUAACUUCAGUUGACCAGGAUGCCAUGUGUUUUUCUAAUUCUGGAAGAAAUGCUUCUGAAAAGCCUCCUACUAAUUUGGAUCUUAUGUCUAGGAAGAGAUUACAUUCUAGGUCUGAUGAAAGUGACCAUGUUCCUCCUGCCAAAAAACAUUCACUCACUCUAAGAAAUGAUUGUCAAGAAUAUACCUCUGAGGUAUGUUCAAAGGAAUUGAUAAAUGUUUUUGAGGAGACAGGGAUGUCUUACAAGGGACAAAGUAUCUUCUCUACUUCAGAAAGCACGCAUACAACACCAGAACCUCAGAAAGAGCAACUUGAAGAAACUUUUCAGAGUAUGGGAUCUUCACCUCUUGAUAAAAUAAUAGAUACACACGUAGAAAAGAAUUCACCUCUGUUACCUCAGGAUAAGGUGGUUGUGUCUGAUAAGAAAGAAGGAACUUGUGCAGCUUCUAAGUCUGAACAAGUGGAUAGCAUCACAUCAUCUUCAAAAACCCCACUAUCCAGACCUGGCAGAAGACCCUUGGGAUUUUUGUCUUUAAUAUGUUCAAAGAAUAAUUUGGAGUCUGAUGAACCUACUCAGGUUCAUAGAAAAAAACGCUUAAAACCCCUUAUACCUAUAUCAAGACAGAAUUUGAAAAGAUCCAAUCCACUUAGUGAAAGCCAGAAAAAAGUUCAAGAAUCCUCUGAUAUGCAUCCAUCUCCAAGUGUUGUUAAUACUCAAUCUGAGGAUAUUGGCAAUUCAGCAACUCAGGUUUCUUGUGAUCGUUCCUUACCAAAAGAAGAAUGUAAAAGUGCCCACAACCAGGCACUUGAAGAAGAGUCAGACACAGUCUCUGAAUAUUUCUUUAGUGAUAUUUUUAUUGAAGUGGAUAAAACAGAAUGA